AUGGUUAAUUCCGUUCCAGUGAAUAAAAGUGAAGAUGGAAGCUGGAAAAAUGCUUUUUCCACCAUGAGAUUCCACAGAGACAAAAUGAAUGAGUACAAAUGCAGCAAUUUUCUUACUGAAAAUCUCUUAUCGGAAAUGUUUCCAUCCUCUCAUAUCCUCACCAAUAGAAUUGGUGUUUUAGAGGGAAAUGAUUCACUAAAUAUUAGAAAAAUUAAUUCCAAAGGGAACAUGUUGUAUGAUGAAGGAUCAUCUGGAUAUAGCAAUUGGUUGGAAAAGUCCUCAACUCUUGAAGAUAUUUACGAUAACUAUAUGAAAAGAAGUGUUAAUUCGUCUUCCAAAAAACGUAUCGACCGAACUUUUGAUAAAGAUCAAUCAGAGUAUGAUGAAUGGAGCGAGUACGAAGAAGGUGAUAUUACAGGAUACGCUGUGCAUAAUCCACCAGUGUCAGAAAUUCAAGACAGCGAUGGGAUGCACUACAAUAUGCCCCAUCAUACUCAGUUUAGUCGUCCAGAGAGUGAUACAAUGUCUUAUUCUUCGCCAUAUGGAAAUCAUGAACAGUACUAUGAUACAGAGAUGCACCCACCUCAAGCAACAGCCGGAAACCUUCCCCUCUCAUUUUCAACUCCUUUCUUCACUUUGGGUAAUCCUUCUUUCUCUGUUGAGGACUUUGGCAAGAAUUUUCAUCUAAAUUCUGACUUUCUCAAUACCAAUGAGAUCUUGACUGCUUCAGGUUACUAUCACGACCACGAUGACUAUCCGAUGCAAGAAUCCAAGUUUGGCAAGGCACUUGGUCUGAAAGAUCUAUUUGAGAUCGCCCUAACAACCCUGGCUUUUCUUUCAUUCGGAAUGUUUAUUCUUCAUGUAAUCAUGUGCAUUACAAUGGGAAAUACCACCAACAACAUGAUGAUGAUGCCAAUGGAUAUGGGUCCGGAAACUGAAGAGAUUCGCGGUAAAAGGGAAGCAUCUUAUUCAAUGGUGAUGAAGAUGAAUGAUUUGGCCAGAAUUACCUUAAUGUCAAUUGAUGCUGCUCAAGUUGCUGACACCGACAAAGGGAUAUGCCUUCAACUUGCAAUUUGUGAAAACAACAAACUCUCUAGAACAUUUACUGAUUCAACCAAAUACUGGAUACCACUGUGGAGUCUUGGCAUGACAUGGUAUUCUUCCAGAAUAAUUAAAGGACAGCCAGCAAUGAUGUCUAUUAUAGAUAGUCUCAAGGCUGCUCUAUUGGGCUUGGGAGGGGCAGAUUGUGCAAAAACAUUUGCCAAAUGUGACCACACCCAUCAGAAGAAACAGAAAAUUCUAACAAGAAGGAAACGUCUUGCAGAAAAUUAUAUAUUUAAUUGGGAUAUAUAA
Messenger RNA from Phlebotomus papatasi, 1353 nucleotides. RefSeq lists its product as uncharacterized. Lineage: Eukaryota; Metazoa; Arthropoda; Insecta; Diptera; Psychodidae. The record is from RefSeq and is a predicted model, not a curated record. The coding region runs from base 1 to 1353 and encodes 450 amino acids. The transcript has 5 exons.